AUGCUCUACUCCACCAUCUUCUUCGCCGCCUCGGCCUUCACUGGCCUUGCUGCUGCUCAGGUCCAGUCUGGCAACUACACCAUUGACCCCAACUCUGUCGAUUCCACCACCAGAUCCAGCUGGUGCCGUGCCGAGUUCAACACCUGCAAUGUUCUUUGCGGCAGCGGUGGUUUUAAGACCAACUCUUGCGACGCGAACUCUCUCACAUACAGCUGCGUUUGCAACAACGGUCUUACUCCCAACAUGUCUCAGUACGAAAGCUCUCUUCCCGACUACGAAUGCCAGACAUACAGGGGUCAGUGCCUUGCAAACAACGCCGGCAACAGCACCGCCCAGGACCAGUGCAAGCAGAUCACUUGCGCCAGCAUGACUGCCUCCAACCUCGUCACUUCGUCUACCAUGGCCUCGAGCUCGAGCUCUGCUGCAUCCAGCGCUUCCAGCACCGCUGCUAGCGCUACUUCCGCUGUGGCUAGUGGCUCCCAGACCGCAGCCUCCAGCGCCGCCAGCGCUACCCACACUGGUGCUGCCAACGCUCUUACCAUCGGCAACGGUGCUCUUAUUGGCUCCUUGUUCGGUGUCUUCGCCUACGCUCUUUAA
Aureobasidium melanogenum CBS 110374 is the source of this 597-nucleotide messenger RNA. RefSeq lists its product as uncharacterized. The coding region runs from base 1 to 597 and encodes 198 amino acids. The transcript has 2 exons. Lineage: Eukaryota; Fungi; Ascomycota; Dothideomycetes; Dothideales; Saccotheciaceae. The record is from RefSeq and is a predicted model, not a curated record.